AGGAUAGAUUUGCAUCGAAUGGGGUAAUUUCAUAACGCCAAGGUUUUUUUUUUUUACAUUAGGUUCAACCAUUCGUUGCAAUUUUUUUUUACUUAUUUUGCUUCCAAAAAAAAAAUUAUCUUCGUUGCAUAAAAAAUUAAAAAAUUUGAUUUUCUACUUCAUUUUAAUAUUUUAUCUGUAACAACUCUGCUGUAGUAAUAAGUCCUUUUUUUUCUUAUUUAUGAAAAAAUUUAUGAAAUGGAUACUUCAAGACAAACUGAAGUUAAAAAUUUAUGGAUAGAUUAUGAUCAUAGUGAUUAUCAGAUGCACGCUACAAUUUUUUCCACUGAUUCAACUGAAUCAGAUGAAAAUACUUCCAUUCUUAAAAAAAUAAAUAUUAUUGAUCUAGAAAAAAGAAAAGAAGUUUACGGAAUAUGUGGAGAAUGUAAUGAACCAGGUACAGGAGCAUAUUGGUGUCAACCUUGUAAUGCUAAAAGAUUUAAGGAAAAUUUUAAAAAUUGGACUAGUGGAAAUAAAAAUAUUGAUGAAUUAAUACAACAAUCACAACAUAAUGCCUUAUUUUCUAUGAAAUGUCUUGAAUGGUUACCCUUUGAAAAAUUUGAAAAUGUUACCUAUCUUACUAGAGGUGGUUUCAGUAAAAUUUAUUCAGCUGCUUGGCCCGAAGGAAAUGUUGUAAGUUGGGAUAUUGAAAAGCAAAAAUGGGAACGAUGUCCGGAUAGAAAAGUUGCAUUAAAAAGUUUAGACAAUUCAUCUAAUAUAAAUAAUGAUUUUUUAAAUGAGAUUAAAUAUUAUAUUUCAGGUCAUUUUCAUUUUGUUAAUACAGUUAUAUGUUAUGGAAUAACUCAAGAUCCAGAUACUCAAAAUUAUAUGAUGGUUUUACAUUAUUGUGAAAAUGGAAAUUUGAGAAAUGAUUUAAUGUGCGGUAUAAUUCAUAAAAUCAGUCAGCUAUUUUUAAUCAUUGAAGGACUUUCAGCUAUUCAUAAUGCUGGAAAAGUUCAUAAAGAUUUUCACUCAGGUAAUAUAUUAAUUACGGAGGUAGGUGAUGAUGAUUUUAGGGUACCACUUAUUGGUGAUUUAGGAAUGUGUCAACCAGUAAAUAAUGAAGGGCAAUCAGUUAAAGAAGGAGGAGCUUAUGGAGUAUUACCUUAUAUGGCACCAGAAGUUUUAUGUGGAUAUAAAUAUACAAAAGCAGCAGAUAUUUAUUCAUUUGGAAUAAUUAUGAAUGAAUAUAUGUCAGAAGAAAUUCCUUAUAAUGAUAUUCCUCAUGAUCAUAAUCUGGCUGUUAAAAUAUGUAAAGGAUUUAGACCGAAAAUUUCUGAAGUUACACCAAAAUUAAUUGCAGAUUUGAUUAUUAAAUGUUGGGAUGCUAAAGCAGAAAAUAGACCAACUUCUAAAGAAUUACAUCAAAUAUUAAGAAAAUAUAUAGAUGAAAUUAAUGAUAAAGAUAGCAAAAUUUAUUCUCAAAUAAAAGAAUGUGAAAAAAUUAGAGAAAGUGAAUUAAAAAACAAAACAAAUGAAAAUGAAUCUAAAAAUCUUCAAAUACAUCCACAAGCAAUUUAUACUAGUAGACUUUUAAAUUUCAAAAAUCUUCCAAAGCCAGUAAAUCCAACUGAUUAUUUAUCUUCAUUUCAAGAAACCGUUUCAACAACAUUAAUAAAUCCAAUUUCCGAAAGUGUAUCCGAAAGAUUGAAUUAUGAAUUAAAUGAAUUAGAUCUCAAUCAAGAUGAUGAUGAUUUGAUUUUUUAA
Molecule: messenger RNA, 1746 nt
Organism: Rhizophagus irregularis DAOM 181602=DAOM 197198
Lineage: Eukaryota; Fungi; Glomeromycota; Glomeromycetes; Glomerales; Glomeraceae
Source: RefSeq, a predicted model, not a curated record